GUUACUGUAGCUUCGGAAAAAGCAGCAACAGAAAAAGCGGUCGCUGAUGAGGAAGCGACUAAGACAAACGCACUUGCCGAGGAAGCGAGUAAAAUUAAGGCGCAAGCAGAUGGUGAACUAGCGGAGGCGAUGCCGGCUAUGGAGGCGGCGAAGGAGGCGGUAGACUGUCUCACGAAACCGGCAAUUACGGAGCUGAAAGCGUUGGGAAAGCCACCGCCGGAUUGUGUGGAGGUGACGAAGGCGGUUAUGAUUUUAUUGAGAAAUGAAAGAAAAAAUUUGGAUUGGAAAGCCGCGCAGAAAAUGAUGAAUAAUCCACAAGCGUUUUUGGAGGAGGUUAUGUCGUUUAACGCGAAUGAAAUUCCCGAUUGGGUGCUGGACAUGAUAGACCCGAUUUUGCAAAAGGAAUUUUUCAACUAUAAUUCUAUGAAAUCGAAAUCAACGGCAGCAGCGUAUCUGUGCAACUGGGUUGUGAAUAUCGUUAAGUAUAAUAGAAUUUAUGUUAAAGUGGCGCCGCUGAUGGAAAAAGUGGCGGAGUCUACUAAGCAGAAGGAAGAUGCGGAGGCGGCGUUGGUGGUUGUUUUAGCACGGGUAAAAACGGUGGAGGAAAAAGUGGCAAAAUUGGAGAAAACGUUGAGUGACGCGGUGAGGGAAAAGGAGCAAACGGAAGCUGAGGCGAAUGCGUGUCUGGCAAAAUUGGAGUUAGCUCAGCGCCUGGUGGACGGGCUCGCCGACGAAUACGCGAGAUGGACGCAAACGGUGAAGGAAUUGAAAGAAAAAAGCUUGACAUUGAUUGGGGAUUCUAUGUUGGCGUCAGCGUUUGUUGGGUAG
Perkinsus marinus ATCC 50983 is the source of this 828-nucleotide messenger RNA. Its product is annotated as dynein heavy chain, putative. Gene Ontology annotation, biological process: microtubule-based movement. The record is from RefSeq and is a predicted model, not a curated record. The transcript has a single exon. The annotation marks the transcript as partial. Gene Ontology annotation, cellular component: dynein complex. Gene Ontology annotation, molecular function: dynein intermediate chain binding; dynein light intermediate chain binding; minus-end-directed microtubule motor activity. Lineage: Eukaryota; Perkinsozoa; Perkinsida; Perkinsidae.